UACUGGUUGAGUCAAAUGCCUCUGGUGUGAACCUUGACUUUUUGCUCCUGAUCCAUAAGGCCUGUACGCGCCUCUGCUUCAACGAGAGCUUUAUUUUGAAAGUAAUAAUCGUCGGUGUUCCGGUGUAUCUGGGUAAGCUUGACGCUAUCUGUGACGCAGGCGUGUGUUGGUCCAGUCGCCGGUGAACAGGGAGCGACACACCGCCGCAAAGCAGCUGGACUUUCUCUGUCCCGGCAGAGGAACACAGGAGCGGGGACACAUCGUCUCCUGUGGGCAACUGUCGAUUCGUCGUGUCUGUGAGAGAAUUAUUUGACCUGACCAUGACUUCUGUGUGGAAGCGGCUCCAGCGGGUCGGAAAGAAAGCGUCCAAGUUCCAAUUUGCUGCUUCUUUUCAAGAGAUGAUGAUAGAAUGUACCGAUAAAUGGCAACCUGACAAACUGCGGGUGGUGUGGAUCAGGAGGAACAGACGUCACAGCACCAAGCUCCACAGUUGGCAACCAGGGAUUAAGAACCCCUACAGAGGCCUGGUGGUUUGGCAGGUUCCAGAGAGCUUAGACAUCACUGUCACACUCUUCAAGGAACCUACUGCUGAGGAGUUUGAAGACAAGGAUUGGACUUUUGUCAUUGAAAAUGAGACAAAAGGCCGCAGGAAGGUGUUGGCAUCAGCUGAGGUCAAUAUGAAGAAGUAUGCCAGUGCCACGCUGGCCCAGUAUGAUGUAACACUAAAGCUCAAACCACUGUCUGUAAAAGUGGUGGAAGCCACACUGAAACUGAACUUGUCCUGUAUCUUUCUCAAAGAGGGGGAAGGCCACAGACGAGGACAUGCAGAGUUUGGCCAGUCUAAUGAGUAUGAAACAGAGUGA
Lates calcarifer (barramundi perch) is the source of this 863-nucleotide messenger RNA. RefSeq names its product EH domain-binding protein 1. The transcript has 6 exons. The record is from RefSeq and is a predicted model, not a curated record. The coding region runs from base 321 to 863 and encodes 180 amino acids. NCBI's taxonomy places the organism in Eukaryota, Metazoa, Chordata, Actinopteri, Centropomidae.